AUGUUCCAUUACGGGCCUGCACUCUGCGGCCAGAUACGAGAAUCCUCUUCUUGGAGUCAGGGCAUGAAUUGCGAUGGUUUCAAUGUCUGGAGACCAUCAUCAUUGCUUUUCGGGAUUUGUAUCACGACCCUUGGCCCGAACCCAAUUAAACUGAACAGCAACGACUUGGUUGUCACCGAUGCCCUCAAGGACACGGAUAUCCAGAAGACCAUGGGCCUUGACACGAUUCGGUUCUCGCACGCUAAUAUAGUUGGUGCUGUCGACAUCGACCGGCCUCCCUUUUACCGCUGCUCCGUAUGCUUCUCAAGUCGUGGAGGCGACAUUCUUGCGAGCGGCGAGCGCUGGAAGUUCACCGAGAUUGACUCGGAUUAUUACCACUUCUUUCAUGAGGAAGAGCACCCGCGGCAAGAUGCUUCGUCGCUGGGGGCCAACAGCCUUGUAUGGAUGUUCUAUUCAUGCUCACCAGAUUCAAUUUACAUGGAAGGGAUCCCUGAGGAUUUACCGUUUAGACUGGAUCUCGACACCCGGGUCUGUCGAGUCAAGGGCCCUUCAAGUUGUCCAAAUUACGGCUUGACCGGAGGCGCGGUACUGGCGGUCAUGAACCGCGAUGGAAUUGUUUACUGUGACGGAGUCGAUCAGAAUCGUGAUCUGAAUACGGUCGAUUUGAAAAACCUGGUAUUGAUGACGGCUCUGGCGGUCGCGCAUUAUGAAAAAUGGGCAAUAGCGUGA
Messenger RNA from Penicillium diatomitis, 729 nucleotides. RefSeq lists its product as uncharacterized. The transcript has a single exon. The record is from RefSeq and is a predicted model, not a curated record. Bases 1 to 729 code for a protein of 242 amino acids. NCBI's taxonomy places the organism in Eukaryota, Fungi, Ascomycota, Eurotiomycetes, Eurotiales, Aspergillaceae.